Messenger RNA from Ordospora pajunii, 1599 nucleotides. RefSeq names its product TCP-1/cpn60 chaperonin. Gene Ontology annotation, cellular component: chaperonin-containing T-complex. The coding region runs from base 1 to 1599 and encodes 532 amino acids. The transcript has a single exon. The record is from RefSeq and is a predicted model, not a curated record. Lineage: Eukaryota; Fungi; Microsporidia; Ordosporidae. Gene Ontology annotation, molecular function: ATP hydrolysis activity; ATP-dependent protein folding chaperone; ATP binding. Gene Ontology annotation, biological process: protein folding.
AUGGCUGAGCUUCUAACAGACGAGCUAGGCCAAGCAUUCGAAAUAGCGGACCAAGACGGCUCAUACUGCAUAAAAGGACACGAAUGCAUCUCUGCAAAUAUUGCCGUUGUAAAGGCAAUUGCUUCGUUCCUGUCAACAUCGCUCGGGCCAACAGGAAUGGACAAGAUCCUGCAAAGCGAGGACGAUGACAUAGUCGUCACAAACGAUGGGGCAACAAUCCUGAAAAGCAUGGGCAUGCAGGAAAACCCCGUUUCAAGGAUGAUCUGCCAGCUGAGCGAGUCGCAGGACGAGGAGAUUGGUGAUGGAACAACAAGCGUUGUAAUAAUUGCAGCAGCACUACUGAGGGAGGCUCAGGUGCUUCUUGCGCACGGAAUGCAUCCAAUAAAAAUCUCUGAAGCAUUUGAGCUGGCGCUGUGCCAUGCCGUGCAGCACCUGGCAGACAUAUCUGACGAAAUAACAGAUACUAGGGAAACAAUGCUCAAGGCUGCAAAAACAAGCCUUGGAAGUAAGAUUGUAAGCAAGGCACUCGAUAUGUUUGCAGAAAUAUGCACAGAUGCAGUAAUGAUGGUUGCAGACAUAGACAGGAAGGACGUUGACUUCGAGCUGAUCAGCAUUCAGGGCAAGGUCGGGAGAGACGUAUCUGAUAGCAUGCUUGUAAGGGGAGUGGUGAUCAGCAAGGAGUUCAGCCAUCCACAGAUGGCCAAGCAUGUUGCUGAUGCAAGGAUAGCAUUGCUGAGCUGUCCAUUUGAGCCUCCAAAGCUCAAGACAAAGCAUAGCCUUGUGAUAUCAAGCACGGAGGAGUACAGGCAGCUGGAGGAAUACGAAAAGAGCAAGUUUGUGGAAAUGAUCGACAAGGUCAAGCAUAGCGGGGCAAACCUCGUGAUGUGCCAGUGGGGAUUUGACGACGAGGCAAACUCGAUGCUGAUGGAAAGCAACCUGCCAGCCGUAAGAUGGGUUGGAGGGCACGAGCUUGAGCUUCUGGCAGUUCAUACAGGGGCUUCGAUAAUUGCAAGGUUUGAAGAUCUGCAGGAAGGCGACCUUGGAAGAGCAAAUGUUAGGGAGGAGUGCCUGGGAACAGAGAGCGACAAGAUCAUAGUGGUUGAGAACAACAAGUGCAGCAAGGCAGUGACUGUGCUUGUACGAGGUGCAAACGACCUUAUUAUCGAGGAGGCAAAGAGAUCUGUUAGAGACGCGCUGUGUGCAGCCAGGAAUGUGAUUACAAACACAAGGGUGGUGUAUGGAGGAGGGUCUUGCGAGAUGGCAUGCUCGCUAUCGCUCGAAAGGUAUGCUGAGAUGCAUGCAGGAGGGGAUCGUCUCGGCAUCCUUGGGUUUGGGAAAGCGCUUGAGGAGAUUCCGCUGUGCCUUGCAAGGAACAGUGGGCAUGAUGCGAUCCGAAGCAUAAUGGGCCUGAGAAAGACACAAGUCGAUGGCAAGAACCACAGGAUUGGAGUUGACUGCGUGGGAAGCGGAGAGAACGACAUGAAGAGUCUUGGGAUUUUUGAUACGCUGAACAGCAAGGUAAGGCAGCUGCAAAUGGCAACGCAGCUCGUUACGAUGAUCCUGAAGAUCGAUAAUGUUGUUUCUGAGUCGCUGUGCUAA